Pelagomonas calceolata is the source of this 2948-nucleotide messenger RNA. The record is from the annotation of a GenBank genome assembly. Lineage: Eukaryota; Pelagophyceae; Pelagomonadales; Pelagomonadaceae.
GAAGGCGCUGCACUCGACGACGGGGCUUUUGGGCGCCGGCGACGGUGGACGCGUCCCGAGCGGCUGCCCCGACGUUACUGACGUGACAGGCGACGCAUCGCUCGCAGCCCUCCCGCGAAAACAGGCACGCCGGCCGUACACAAGCAACAUGGCCCAGCAGAUCUGCGAGGAGGACGCCGUCAUCCAGCAAUUACGGGAGAGCCGGACGGAAGACGAGCAGUAUUUUGAUGUGCACUUCGGGGGCUUACCUGCGGCUCUGUACAGGGAUGAGGAGGACGUGCCGCCGUACGACAGCAACCUGGACGAGCCGAUCGUCUGGUUGAGGCCCGGUGAGUUAUGUAGGGACCCGCAGUACUUUGUGGAUGGGGCCAUUGGUGUCUCUGGAUGCGUGGUCGAAGGUCGCAAUGGAGAUGGGUGGCUGUUAGGGGCCAUGGCUGCUUUAUGGGGCCAUCCCGAGUACUUGAUCGAAAACUUGUUCGGUUCUGAUCCAGACGACUUCCAGGAGUGGGGCGUCUACACGUGUCGGUUUUACAGGGAAGGCUCGUGGGUGGAGGUCUGUGCGGACACGCGGAUGCCGGCGCUGUCUGGAUUUACGGCAGCAGAGGGCGAGGAGCCGACGGGGCCCCAGUGCCUGUACGGGAGAUGUGUGGACCCGCGGGAGCAGUGGGUUCAAUUAUUAGAGAAGGCCUACGCCAAGGUUCUGGGGAGUUACGAGGCCCUGUCCAAAGGUAGUGUGACGGAAGCCCUAGUGGAUCUCACGGGAGGCUCUGGAGAAGAAAUUCUACUGAAUGAAGACUCCGCGAAGAAAACUAGUACAUUAUUCGAGGAAUGUCAAGAUUAUCUCGAGAACAAGCACGUCCUCUGCGUCACGGCCGACCCAGCAAACAACGGCCAGGGCGGCGUGCCCUCGCCGGAUUUGAAACAGACGGCUUUAGGACUAUUACCGGGCCACGCGUACGGUGUGAUGCAGUGCAUCCAGGUGGAGGACAAGAAACUCGUGAGGUUGCGGAACCCGUGGAGCGGGAGGGGCGGCACGUGGAAGGGCCCCUGGGCCGACUCGUCGUCGCAAUGGGAGGACUUCCCGGAGGUGCUCGAUGAGUGCCUGAAGCAGGCAAGCGGCUGGACGCGCGAGGAGGACGGCAUCGACCAGACCGAUGGUUCAUUCUUCAUGGAGUUCUCCGACUUCUGCAGCAAGUUCGACACGCUGCAUUUAUGCCGCUUGUUCGACGACAAACAGUACAAGCAGUAUAAAGUUUUAAGUAGUUGGGCAGGCAAGACCGCCGCGGGGCCCGACGAGGGCGUCCCCGUGAGUACUGAUACGGGCUUCGCUAAGCUCAUCGCGGCGAAGGCGAAGCCGCGCACGGACAAGGACGCGUGCUGGUUCAACAACCCCCAGUUUCGGGUGGAAGUGAAGCACAAGUCUACAACUCAUAUUUCGCUGCUCCAGGGCCCGCCGAAGUCGGGCGAGCGCUUCGAGCUGUGCCUCGAAGUCAUAAGGGAGAAGAAGACGCCGGCCUUGCCGGGCCGCGUCUGGGAGCGCGGCGACGUCUACCGAUCUACAGAAGUCAACCAACCGGUCAUGCGGGAAGUGUCUCUAUCUAAUGUGGUAUUGGAGCCCGGUUACACCUAUUGUGUGGUAGCAAGAGCGGCAACAGAGAGAGGCCGGGAAGCGCCCUUCGCGUUGCGGGUCUUCUCGCCGAGGGAACUCGUGCUGCAGCCGCUCGACGAGUGCGAAUCGUCAUAUUUGCCAGGAAGCUGGAACGGCGCCGCCGAGGUCGAUUCCGCGGGCGGCGCGCCCUUCCAUUUUGAGAAAGAUCAAUUGAUCCCGAACCCGACGUUCCGCCAGUCGCCGCAGUAUUUCCUGAAUUUACCGGAACCACCACCAGACCACCCCAAGGCCACGACGGGCGAAGUGAACGUGACCCUCGUGCUACGACGGACGGACCCGACGCCGGACAAGGCCCAGAAGGCCCAGAUUGGGUUGUGUGUCUUCCGCGGGCCGGCGCCGGAAGUCGUUUUGGGCAAGAAACACAAAAAGACGGGCCCGAAGGUCAACGCGUUGGGUGAGAAACCGAAGGGCAAACCUAGUACAUUGAAAAAGAAGCGGCGCCAGGCGGCGCAACUGCUCGAUGGGUUGGCGGGCCCGCAGCACGGCUGGGACAACGAUCUUAGGUCAGAAGAUUCCAUCACGACGGCGCCGAAGAAGAUCGGCUUGUACCCGAGCGAGUGGCACCGUUUAAGCUCCUUCGGCAACGAGACCGUGGCCGUGCUACACUUACCGACGCUCGUCCGAUCAAAAUUCCCGCACGGCUUGGUCAUUACGCCGUGUUUGAGCGAACGAGGUAUUAGUGGACAGUACGUUUUAGAAUUGCAUGCGGACUGCCCCACUACUCUAGAAAUGAUAUCAGCUUCUAAGUCGAAAACACUAGCUGGCGAGUGGACCGCAAGACACGCGGGCGGGUCGCACCUCCAGCCGUCCUGGUCGACGAACCCUAUAUACAGAGUGCGGUUCGCGGAUCCCACCGCGAGGCCGCGGGUCCGCGUCGACCUGACGAGGCCCGCCGAGUACUGGAACUCCUCGGACGUCGUCGGCCGGAUGAUGGGCUUCUACAUCCACCGCGCCGACGGGCCGAACGGCACGGGUCCUUCCUUAGAUCCGGACCACUGCAUCAUGCACGUCGAUCCCAAUUUGAAAGAUGUGGAGCCGGAGCCCUACACGCAGUCGCCCUUUACACCUUUACAUACCGUGCAAACACCACAAGCUUUUAGAUUGGACAAGUCCGAGGAUCCCUUCUUAAUUGUGCCGGCGACGUACGCGCCGGGCCAGACGGGGCCUUUUUUUCUCUCGGUCACGAGCGACGUCGACUUCACGCUGACGGCGGCGCAGGGCUGCUCCGUGCCGGCGGAGCCUGUUGCGGCGGCGGCGACGGAGUAAGGGUGUCUAGCUA